Suillus subaureus is the source of this 2310-nucleotide messenger RNA. RefSeq lists its product as uncharacterized. Lineage: Eukaryota; Fungi; Basidiomycota; Agaricomycetes; Boletales; Suillaceae. The record is from RefSeq and is a predicted model, not a curated record. The transcript is spliced from 5 exons. Bases 1 to 2310 code for a protein of 769 amino acids.
AUGGCUUCCUUUUUCAGGACAGUUGACAAUGGAAUCAAACUUUCCUCCUUGUUGUCCAUCCCUGAUGUCAGUGAUGUCCAUACCAUGAAUAAAAUCACUUCUGAUGAACUCAAUUGUUUGGUUAUGCACAAGGACGCACCAGAGGCAUCGCAACUGCUGGGGCACUUGCUGUCUCAUAUUUUUAAACCUUUCAAGGUCCCUCUCCCUCAUGUAUCUGAACUCCAAAUUCCUCUAAAAAAAAUCAUCCAUCCCAAUGAACAUGUCAGAUUGCAAUAUCAUGGUUUAUUGCCAGAUUCUCUUGUGCCACUAUACAACAUUGAAACGAGUACUUGGAACUGGGAUCUUCCAGUUAAUCCCCCUGGAGGUGGCUCGGACUCAGACGCUAGUGGUGGUAGUAGCCAUGGUGCUCCGGUGAGUCAGGACCCAGAGGUUGCAGACAGUGCAACUUACGAAGAAAUUUUUGCAUCCUUUAUGAAUGCUCUUGCUGGCUGUUUAUCAGCAUCACAACCCCUCCUAGAACACGAGUGUUAUGCAACUCGCACAUGGAGCGCAGCCAAUGCUCACAAGGCAUUGCCCGGGAGUGAGAUAAAGUGCAAACCUGACCUUGUUCUAUCUGAUAACAUCACAGCAAAGUGGGGAAAUAUCAGGGUAUCCGGUGAGCUGAUACAUAGUCCAUACAAGCCUGUGAUGUGGCUUGGGAAGGCUGCAGACACCCAUGCCUACCUCAUGAUGAGCGAACAGCCCUGGAGGCGCUUUGCACUCAUAUUAUCAUUCACUAAUGCCUAUCAUCAUCUCCAAGUCCUCCUGUAUGAUCACUCUGGUGGCAUGGUAUCUACCCGCUUUGACAUAUAUCAGCAGCCUGACUUAUUUUCUCAUAUAAUCGCUGUUAUCAAUUUUGCAGACCCUGCCACAUCCACUUCUGAAUCCCUUGAUGAACUGGGCUCUUGGGACCCAUCCUCUGAUGAUGAUCUUGAGUCUGUGGUCUCUGAUGACUCUGGCUCUGAGGAACACUUAACUGACUCAGAGGACACACCUGAAGGAAAUUCAAUUGAAUCUACUAUGCAAACGGAAGAAUUCCCCCCAUCCCUCCCUCCAGUGCAAUCCACUAUGGUGUCCAGUGCCCCCCUCCUCAGCCUCGCAUCCCAAAUUCCCCAGGACUUGACAGAGAGUAUAUCUUCCAUCACACCUCAUCCUUCCCAAUUUCCCUACUCUGUGCACUCACCUGAACCUUGUGGCAAGAUCUGUGUAGGGGAUGAUGUGUACAUUAUCAAUCUGGGUGAUGAAGAUUUUAUCAUCAAGGACCAUUGGAUUCUCGGCAAGCGGGAAGAUGUCAUUUUGAAUGAGAUAGAGAUGUUGAAAUUAAUGCAAGGUGUCCCUGGCGUUCCCGAGUUAGUAGAUUAUUGGCUUGUCAUGACAUCAGAAGGCGAGGUUGACGUCACUCGAAGUUAUCACAAAAGGGAAUGCUGGAGUACCAAGGGCACCAGUCGCACUCAUGUCUGCCUUGUCCUAAAGCCAUGUGCUCGCCCCCUCCACAUGUUUCAAACACUGAAAGAGUUUGUGAGAGCAUUAAGGGACAUUGUGAUCAUAUGCAUUGCUGUGGACAAUAAAUAUUCCAUCAGUGGUACAGGCACGGUCCCCUUCAUGUCACACAUGCUUCUCAGCCAGGUUUCGCUUUUGCAGCAACAGGUGGUUGCAGACGCUGAGCAGAAAAAGCUGAUGAAAGCAAACAAAUUGAAAUUGAAAUUGAAAUCAAAGAAUGCUCCUGCCCUGAAAACACCAAAAACCUCCUCAGAUUCUUUAGCGCUGCCCAUUUCUCAUGUGGUCCAAGGUUACUCCGAUGAUCUUGAAUCUCUUUUCUUCAUAUUCACUUGGGUUUGCAUCAAGUUCUGCAGUCCCAAUGGCAUGGUCCGUCAGGAGCGCAUGCCCAAUUCCUUACUUGAUCGCUGGACCAGCCUUGACCUGGCAUUGUGUGCUGUCUUCAAGAUCACCUUUUUCGCGAAUCCAUUGGAUGAACAGCAUCUCAUAAACAAAUUUCACCCAUACUUCAAACCCCUCAUCCCCCUUGCAAAGGAUUGGUGUGCAGCAUUGAAGGAUAACAUGGUUAACCCUGUUACCUUUGAUGCCAUUCUUCACAUACUCAACUCUCAUCUUGAGGAGCUUUCCAAUGAUGAGGAGCUCCAAUCCACUGUGACAAUGCUCAAGAAAACUGCCACCGCUCUUAAUGGCUUGAAACAUGUUGCUUCACUGUCUUUGCCCAUACUGAAGUGGAGGAAGUCGGAUGACUCACUGGAGACAUCCAAACAGGUGUAA